UACUUCAAGGACUGGGAUAAACAGCAGGCUUCAUGCAUUAUUUGGAAAGGAAAGACAUUAGUCUUCCUUUCCAACUAGGGCCCGGCAGAAUGGCUCCCGCAAAGAAGGGUGGCGAGAAGAAGAAGAGCCGUUCUGCCAUCAACGAGGUAGUGACCAGAGAAUACACCAUCAACAUUCACAAACGUAUCCAUGGAGUGGGUUUCAAGAAGCAUGCCCCUCGGGCACUCAAAGAGAUCCGGAAAUUUGCCAUGAAGGAGAUGGGAACUCCAGAUGUGCACAUUGACACCAGGCUCAACAAAGCUGUCUGGGCCAAAGGAAUAAGGAAUGUUCCAUACCGUAUCCGUGUGCGGUUGUCCAGAAAAUGUAACGAGGAUGAAGAUUCACCAAACAAGCUCUACACGCUGGUUACCUACGUACCUGUCACCACUUUCAAAAAUCUACAGACUGUUAAUGUGGAUGAGAACUAAUCGCUGAUUGUCAAAUAAAGGUAUAAAACUGCAAAAAAAAAAAAAAAUGGAAAGGAAAGACAUUAGAUUCAGUGACCUACCUUUCCUCUGACUCCCUGUCAUUCAUAUUGCCCAAGAGAAAGGAUCUGAUUGGGUUGGUUGGCUAUUUUCAAUAUAGAGAAACUGUAAUGGGCUCACAGCAAGCCCCAUGAAGGUGGUGUCCUUUCUCAUGGCUUUCUUGUAGAUACACUAAGAGCAUCUAUAACCUCUGUCUGCCCAUCAGUCAGAAACAACCAAAGAUGGAGAUUGCCUGAGCAGAUGAUGACCAUGUCGCUAGAGGGCCAUAGAGCAGAUAUGGGACUAUAAGCAGAGGAUAAAACUGAUCUCUGGAUUAGUCGUAGAUGAAGAGCAGAAUUUAUUCAACAUAGUGAAAAAAUGGCAAGUCCCCAUUUAGCAUUCUCAGAGAGGACUCUGGCUUUGAAAGGUUCUUAGGGCUUAACAGACCCCCAUCGAGGACACUUUCACAAGAUGGUUAUGAAGAACAAAAUUCAAUGGCCAAGAAUACUCUUGACUAAUUAUAAAGCCCUAUACAAACACUAGGAAUUUCACAGUCACCUGACUUAACAUGAAUUCAGUCUCAUCAAAGUAGCUUUUUAUGCCACUGGAAAGGAAAUUUGUGUGCAUGUGUUUUAAAUAAGAGAGCCUGGUUUGUUAUAGCUAAGAGGGUUAAAUAGGAAAGUGAAAUAUAAAUAUAUAGAUGAUAUAGAUAUAGAUACAGAUAUACAUGCACUUGUGUUUCUGAAAGGAGACAGUAGAGUUCAGUGCUGAGCUGGAAAUAAGUCUCUCACUAAGAUCCUGUGAAAUGUUUGUGGGUAGGAGCUACAGACUCAGAUGAUAGCUUCUUUGUUUCUUAUGAUAAAAGUAGGGAACAAAGGUCAGUCAUCAGGCAUGUCCAGGAAACCGGGCUAAGAUAGAUAUCUAAAAUAAACAUAAAUUAAUUGAAAGAUUACAAGCUCUAGCUCCUUCCUCAGACUCCACAUUUGUGACUCAGAGAGGAACUAAACUACAUCUUUGUAUAUUUAAUCUAACAAUUCAUUCCCUUUUCAACCUUCAAAAUAAGACCUUCUUUUAGGUCAGGUUCAGACUGAGGAAAUGGGAGGACCAGCCACCUGGGAUGAGCCCAUCCCUUGUGAACACUGUAAAAGCUUGUUCCACUUGGCAGUGGUCCUCUUCAUCUUGGUAAUGAGUAACUCCUGGCUGCCACUGACCCCCUACUGAAGUGAGGGCUUCAGGAGCGCACAGGGAAAUUUCUGUGUGCCUCUGCUUCUCAGUCUGUGAGCUGCCCAGCUCUGCCUGCCAUCACUGGGCACUGAUAUGUUAGGGAUGCCACAGACCAGAUCACAGAUCCUUCUUUUUCAUGGUGAAUUCUACUGUCUUGAUUUUGUGUAUCUAUGACAGGAAUAGGUGCAAUAGGACAUAUCUUUGCAUAUACCCAAAACCCAAGUCCUGAGUGCCCCAUCAUCUCCUGUGCUCCCUUUUAUCCCAGUAUUUGCCAUAUUUUCUUGUCUUUAUUAUUUUUCUGUCAUCUUCUCUAAAACACGAGCUCCUAUGGGACAGGGACUAAGGUAUUUUUUUGGUAUCCCUUGCCUUUAGCAGAAUGUCUAGCACACUGGGGCACCUUGGUGGCUCAGUGGUUGAGCGUCUCCCUUUGGCUCAGGGGCGCAUGGGGCUCCUUGCAGGGAGGCAGCUUCUCCCUCCGCCUAUGUCUCUCCCAUGAAUAAAUAAAAUCUUUAAAAAAAAAGAAUGUCUAGCACACAUAGGUGGUUUAUAAAUGUUUAUUGACACAGAACCAGAAUGCAUCCAUAGAAAGGUGAGCAGAAUCUAUAGAGAGGGGAAGGCCCUGGAAUCCAGGUCCCACAAGGAGCUAGGGGUGUGCAUGUAUGCAAGUGUUUGUGGUGUGUAGACGUGGACAAAAAUGUCCACGUCCUAAUUCCUGGAACUUGUGAAUAUGUUAUGUUCCCUGCCAAGAGGAAAUCAUAGUUGCAGAUGAGAUUAGGGUUUCUAAUCUGCUGACCUUAAAAUGGGGAGACUUGUGGAUUAUCCAGGUAGUCAGCACCAUCACAGAGUUCUCUUAGGGAGGCAGAAGGGCAGAGACAGAGAAGGAGACAUGAAGACAGAAGCAGAGGUUGGAGUGCCAUGGCCACAAGCCGAGGAACAUAAUAUAGGCAGCCUCCAGAAGUUGGAAAAAAGAAUGGACUCCCCGCCCACCCCAGAGUCUCCAGAAGGAAGACAUCUCUGCCAGCACUUUCAUUUGAGCCCUGUAAGGCCUGUUUCAGCCUUCUGAA
Molecule: messenger RNA, 2791 nt
Organism: Canis lupus familiaris (dog)
Lineage: Eukaryota; Metazoa; Chordata; Mammalia; Carnivora; Canidae
Product: 60S ribosomal protein L31-like
Exons: 1
Coding region: 33-467 (144 amino acids)
Biological process (GO): cytoplasmic translation
Cellular component (GO): cytosolic large ribosomal subunit; ribosome
Molecular function (GO): structural constituent of ribosome
Source: RefSeq, a predicted model, not a curated record